AUGACCUAUUCUACAGUUAGCAUCAACACGCCUCCACCAUACCUUACCUUAGCCUGCAAUGAAAAAUUGCCUACAGUUAUGUCCAUUGCUGGAACAGACCCAAGUGGUGGGGCUGGUAUCGAAGCUGAUGUCAAGACUAUCACUGCACACAGAUGCUAUGCCAUGACAUGUAUCACUGCUUUGAAUGCUCAAACACCAGUUAAAGUCUACAGCAUAAAUAACACACCAAAAGAAGUGGUUUCUCAAACUUUAGAAACCAAUUUAAAAGACAUGAAAUGUAACGUUAUCAAGACCGGUAUGCUUACAACAGCUGCUAUCGAGGUGUUGCACGAAAAACUGCUGCAGCUUGGUGAAAAUAGACCUAAGCUGGUUGUUGAUCCAGUUCUUGUUGCUACAUCUGGUUCUUCUUUAGCGGGAAAGGAUAUAGUUGGUUUAAUUACGGAGAAAGUUGCUCCUUUUGCUGACAUUUUGACUCCUAACAUUCCAGAGUGUUUCAAGUUGUUAGGUGAGGAAAGAAAGGUUAACAAGUUACAAGAUAUUUUCGAAGUCGCAAAAGACCUUGCUAGAGUAACUAAGUGUUCGAAUAUCUUAGUGAAAGGUGGCCAUAUUCCAUGGAAUGACGAAAAAGAAAAGUACAUUACAGACGUUCUUUACUUGGGUGCUGAACAGAAGUUCAUAAUUUUUAAAGGCAAUUUUGUUAACACUACGCAUACUCAUGGCACUGGAUGCACCCUAGCUUCAGCCAUUGCGUCAAACUUGGCUCGUGGUUAUUCUCUUCCCCAAUCUGUUUAUGGUGGUAUUGAGUACGUUCAAAAUGCCGUGGCCAUUGGCUGUGAUGUCACUAAGGAGACUGUUAAGGAUAAUGGACCAAUUAAUCAUGUGUACGCCGUAGAAAUCCCAUUAGAAAAAAUGCUCAGCGAUGAAUGUUUUACUGCAUCAGAUGUUGUACCUAAAAAGCCGCUAAAAAGUUCUGCUGAAAAAAUCCCAGGCGGUAAUUUCUACGAAUACCUGAUUAAUCACCCUAAAGUUAAGCCACAUUGGGAUUCCUAUAUCAACCACGAAUUUGUGAAAAAAGUUGCGGACGGUACUUUAGAGCGUAAGAAGUUCCAGUUCUUUAUCGAACAAGAUUAUGCGUACUUGGUUGAUUAUGCCAGAGUUCACUGUAUCGCAGGUAGUAAAGCUCCAUGCCUAGCAGAUAUGGAAAAAGAGCUAGUCAUUGUUGGAGGUGUUCGUACUGAAAUGGGCCAACAUGAAAAGAGACUAAAAGAGGAAUUUGGGGUUAAAGAUCCUGAUUACUUCCAAAAAAUUAAGAGAGGACCUGCAUUAAGAGCUUACUCUCGUUACUUUAACGAUGUUUCUAGGAGAGGUAACUGGCAAGAAUUGGUCGCAUCCCUUACUCCUUGUUUAAUGGGUUACGGUGAAGCUCUAAUUAAAAUGAAGGGUAAGGUCACCGUAGCUGAGGGGUCCGUUUACCACGAAUGGUGCGAAACUUACGCAUCUUCAUGGUAUCGUGAAGCCAUGGUUGAGGGUGAAAAGCUUUUGAAUCACAUCCUAGAAACAUACCCUCCAGAGCAACUUGACACUUUGGUGACGAUCUACGCCGAAGUUUGUGAAUUGGAAACCAAUUUCUGGACCGCUGCCCUCGAGUACGAAUAG
Messenger RNA from Saccharomyces paradoxus, 1656 nucleotides. RefSeq names its product trifunctional hydroxymethylpyrimidine kinase/phosphomethylpyrimidine kinase/thiaminase (gene THI20). The record is from RefSeq and is a predicted model, not a curated record. NCBI's taxonomy places the organism in Eukaryota, Fungi, Ascomycota, Saccharomycetes, Saccharomycetales, Saccharomycetaceae. The transcript has a single exon. Bases 1 to 1656 code for a protein of 551 amino acids. Gene Ontology annotation, cellular component: cytosol. Gene Ontology annotation, biological process: thiamine biosynthetic process. Gene Ontology annotation, molecular function: phosphomethylpyrimidine kinase activity; thiaminase activity; hydroxymethylpyrimidine kinase activity.